Molecule: messenger RNA, 912 nt
Organism: Penicillium longicatenatum
Lineage: Eukaryota; Fungi; Ascomycota; Eurotiomycetes; Eurotiales; Aspergillaceae
Exons: 1
Coding region: 1-912 (303 amino acids)
Source: RefSeq, a predicted model, not a curated record
AUGGCAGUGGUCUCUUCUGAAACUGCAAAGCUGUGGGAUGAGCUCGAAUCGCGCGGUGCUCAGCGACAGCACUGGAUUGAAAAUGCACCCUCCAAGUCUGAGGAGAAAUGCCCGAUCAAGCCUUCCUCCUUCAAGGUGGAGGACCUCGACGGAUUCGAAGAUACGUGGGGCGAUGCGGCGUAUUACCCAGCUGAGAGUAUGUCAGUAACGGAAGAAGUCAUGGGAAUCCCGGCCCCUCCUCGCGAGACAUGGAAACGAUUCGAGCGACUGAAAGUGGACCCAGCGGCAACGCCAGUUCAAGAUUCGAGACUGUGGCACCUCCACUGCUGGGAAGGAAACCUCGCACCGGGCAUCAUCUUUAUCGAGAACAUGUUUCGACGACCGGGUGCAGGAUCCGAGGCUGGACCGCGAUCCUCGCAGAUGGCGCAGGCUGCAUAUCAGUCGGCAUUUCCCAUCGACACCCUGAAGCAUGUCAUUGUCUGUGACGUGAUACACAAGGAGACGAAGCGAUUCGUCAAGCGCCAGCUCUACGAUGAUCGCCUGUAUGAGGACACUGGGAUUGAGUGGCCGAGUGACCAACUGGUGGCAUGGGAAUAUGAUACCCCGGAAUACAAAGUUCUUCUUGGAACCAAGAUUGGUGCGGUGGUGUCGUGGAUCGUGUUAGGAGCCUUUAAGCGGGGCACUCGCAGGAUUUCUCAAAUCUGCACGGUGGCACACUACGGUCGCUGCAUGCUGAUGCGAUUCGAUAUCGAGACCAUCAAAUCUGGACCGAUGGCCAAGGCCGGUAACGUGCUUGCGGUCGUCCCCGCAUGUGAGGAGACUGCGAGUGAAAAGGGUGAAAAGACCAACAGUAAGAGGAAGCGUGAUGUGAAGAAUGAGGAUUUCGAGCCCACAAAACGCCAGAAGGCUUGA